CGCGCGCGCGCGAGGCACGCACGCAAACUUCCCACACAGCCCCUCAGACACACCCACCUCGCAGCCCACCACUCUCUCUUGUCUCGCGGCAGUGAAGACAAUGGCGGCAGCGGACGGCACGGACCCGCUCGAGAUCCGGUUCGGUCUCAUCAGCAGCGGGAAUAAGUACCUAACGGCCGAGUCCUUCGGCUUCACGGUCAACGCCUCCGCGAGCUCCAUGAAGAAGAAGCAGAUCUGGACCCUCGAGCAGACCGGCGGGGAGCAGCACGAGGACGCCAGUCCCGUGCUCAUCAGGAGUCACCUGGGCCGGUACCUGGCGGCCGACAAGGACGGGAACAUCACCGGAGACAGCGCGUGCCCACGCCCGGACUGCCGCUUUCUCAUCACUGCACACGACGACGGGCGCUGGGCGCUGCAGUCCGAGGCGCACGGGCGCUACCUGGGUGGCACCGAGGACCGCAUCUCGUGCUUUGCGCAAAGCAUCUCGGCAACGGAGAGAUGGAGCGUGCAUUUCGCCAUGCACCCGCAGGUCAACAUCUAUAGCGUGUCGCGGAAACGCUACGCGCACCUGAGCAGCGCGCGCGGAGAGCUGGCGGCGGAGCGUGACGCCCCGUGGGGAGUGGACUCCCUGCUCACUCUCGUGUACCAGGACCGCCGCUAUCACCUGCAGACAGCGGACAACCGAUUCCUCGCGUGCAGCGGUGCGCUGCUGAAAAGCCCCGACACCAGCACGGGCUUCACUCUGGAGUUCCGCGCGGGGAAAGUAGUGUUCCGGGAUUCAUCGGGAAAGUACCUCGCGCCCGGAGGGCCGACCGGCACCCUGAAGUCGGGAAAGAGCUCGCGGGUUGGGAAGGACGAGCUCUUUGUUCUGGAGCGAAGUCAUGCGCAGCUCGUGCUAAGGGCCAGCAACGACAGAAACGUGUCCAUGCGCCAAGGUGGGAGUUCAUUUCAAUGA
Clupea harengus (Atlantic herring) is the source of this 955-nucleotide messenger RNA. RefSeq names its product fascin actin-bundling protein 1b (gene fscn1b). Lineage: Eukaryota; Metazoa; Chordata; Actinopteri; Clupeiformes; Clupeidae. Bases 101 to 955 code for a protein of 284 amino acids. Gene Ontology annotation, cellular component: microvillus; ruffle; actin cytoskeleton. Gene Ontology annotation, molecular function: protein-macromolecule adaptor activity; actin filament binding. The record is from RefSeq and is a predicted model, not a curated record. Gene Ontology annotation, biological process: cell migration; actin filament bundle assembly; establishment or maintenance of cell polarity. The transcript has a single exon.